Messenger RNA from Saccostrea echinata, 397 nucleotides. RefSeq lists its product as uncharacterized. The transcript has 3 exons. The coding region runs from base 46 to 351 and encodes 101 amino acids. The record is from RefSeq and is a predicted model, not a curated record. Lineage: Eukaryota; Metazoa; Mollusca; Bivalvia; Ostreida; Ostreidae.
GUUAGAAACCAUUGUGAGUAGCAGGCAAAUGAAGAAGGACAUCCCAUGCUCUCGUCAUCAUUUCAGACUUCAAGUGUAGAGGCAUUUCAAUGUGUCAUAAACCAGUUUGCGCCAAAGAUGUACAAAUUCUCCUACUUUGGAAUGCAAAGUCGCUUGGCCUUAGCAGCACUUCACUACAGUGAGAAUUCCAGUAAGGAUCAGGCAGCCACAAGAGAGGGGAAUCUACAAUACAGCAUUGUAUUUCCUAACACAAAAAGGGUGACUACACUGCGACGAAAAUCAAGACGCAAAGUACUUAUGACUAUAUUGAUGUUCUUACAAACGCUGCAAAGACGCGGGCCAUCAACAUGAAGAUGCCACAGUGUGGGAAUCUUGGAGUUGCACCACCGCCACCGUG